AUAUUUGGCUGUUCCCGCGUGGUGUGCUGAUGCUGUAGGGCAAACCGUGCCGCGCAUUUCGUAAAAAGCGGCACAUUGGAGAAGAAGACAUGCUGCCGAGGUGAGCGUGAGAGUGCGUACGCGGUUGUGACUGUUUGUGUGUAAGGCGACUUGCGUCCGAGAAAGGGGUACGAAGCUUAUAGAUACCCCCAGCAUACCUGUGCAUAGCUGUGAGGUACGUCAUUUAAAUUUGGAUAAAUCCUACCUGCGCGGUUGCGUUCUGCGUAACAUGUGCACUUUCGGCUCGAGAUUCUACUCGUACACCAUCCUACUGCUGCUGCUGUGCUGAGCCCCAUGCCGAAAUGAAGAAAUGAACGGGUUGUGCAACCUGUAGUAAAGUGUGUGUUGUGUUUAGGCUCGACAACAGGCAUCUAGAACCGUAACACGGUGUGACUGUGAGACAAUAGUGUGUACACCUUGCAUAAAAGGUACAGGCUAGUGAUCUGAAAAAUGCACAUUAGCGACAGAGCAUGUGACGGUGAACCAGCGAGUGUUAAUCAUCCCAAAACAGCCACCUGAUCUGAGUUUGCUGAUCUUCGCAAAGCCAUCAUCGACGCCGGAGUCAUCAUAGCAGCGGAAACCGCACCCUUCUUCGUUUGGGUUACUUGGAUUAAAAUCAAACGAAAGACUGCAUCGAUCGACGAACGGAACAAGAAAGAAACCCUACGCAGCGUCGGUGGAAGUCAUCUGUAAAUUACAUAAACAGCCUGAACGCAGUGUAUAGAAGAUGACGAAUCUACGAAGAUUAAAUCUGUUGGCACUAUACUUUGCAUUCCUUGCGACAUGGACACUAGCAGAAGAUUGUGGACGAGAGUUUCGAGGAAAGUGUGACUGUGGAAUGCGCAUGUACAACUACCGCCCACAGUACGUGGUGAAUUGCACCGACACGGGAUUCCGGGACACGCUGGUGCUGCAGCAUCUGCCGGCACAAACGGAGGUUGUCAUCUUCAACGGCAACAAUGUGAAUGAACUGCCCUGGAACGUUUUCGGAGUCAUGGGCAAUCUAACGAAUCUCACGAUCGUCGACAUGAGCAACAACCACAUCCGCGAAAUCCGGGGCAAAACGUACCAUCACGUGACGAACGUGCGUCGCCUCAUCCUGAACCACAACAACCUAAGCAUCUCGCGGUACGACGAUGAGGAGUACAACCACCAUCAUCCGCGUGUCUUCUCUAAUUUCAUCAACCUGCAGGAGCUUCACCUUACGAACGCAUUUGCCGACAACACGUCUGCCGAGCUGUCGGCUGAUUUGCACGAUAUUUUCGUUAACAGUAAUCUCACUAAGCUGCUCAAGCUACAUCUGGAGCAGAACGAGAUCUCGCGGUUCAACGACAGGGCCGUCUUCUGCGAUCUACCCUCCCUGCUCGAUCUGCACCUUGGCGAUAAUCUGCUGACGGAGCUAAAUUUCAAUCUUAGCUGUAUGCCCCGGCUCCGCUUUCUCGAUCUCGAGCGUAACCGCUUUGAGGCGGUUCGGCCUGCGGAUCUCGCACUGCUUGAGGAGGUGCAAAAACAACCUUCGCGUACCACGCCACUUACCGUGGACUUUACGUACAAUCCGUUCGUGUGCGAUUGUGGCAUCUUCCCGCUGUACGAGUGGCUCGAUCGGACGAACGUUACCGUGCGCAAUGCGGAAGGGUUAGAGUGCUUGCGUAACCGACAGGUGCGCGAACCGAUUCUCAAGCUCAACGUUGGCAAAUGCCGAAAAUUCAAAACGGUCAACGGAUCGACGUCCCCCGCAGACAGUCACACGACCACGCUCAUCUUUGUGCUCAUCUGCUUGAGCUGUGUGCUCGCCGCACUUGUGGCAGGCUUGUUGUACGUUAGUAAGGACAAGCUCAAGGCGCUCUUAACACCUGUCGUCGAUUCUGUCUCCAAGAAAGUUCACUACACGACGAUCAAGGACGAGGAAGCUCCAGAGCAGUACGUGUGAUGCAACGCACGAGUCGAUGAGUUGCACCACGGUAUCAGACCACCGACGCAUGUCGUUCGAGUUUAAACUUCUUCUCCUUCAACUCAAGGGCGAGGUAUAACCUAUUAAAAGCAAGGAAAUAGAAGCAGAAGAACAUGUUUCAUGUCAGUUAGUCGCUGAGAAGUCUAACAAGCUAACAAUUGGUACUGUUAUCAGACACGACGUUCGAGAGUUGGGCGGACUCGAGCUGUGCAUCGAACGAGAUAGGUUCUAAUCAGUCAGAAUGAACAAAAUAUGUUAAGGAAUCUUGUUAUGCAGCAACGUGUGAAGUAAGAGUGUAAACUUGAAAACAAAUGCAUAAGCACAAAAAAAAAGGCAGGGAGAGGAAGAGAUAGAGAAAUCGGAAAAAGGGACGAAUCAUUGCUUUUAUUAAAUAUGAACAAACAAUACGAGACGGUGAUCGAAAAGGGCUACAUAAAUAACCUGUGAUUACUUUUAACUAUCCUAGCUUAGUCACUUCUCGGAUGAUCGGUUCGACAUGGAAUCAUAAAUACCAAAAUUCUAGAUCAAAACGCAAGCAGCAGGCCAACGACGUUGAGAGCCCUGUUCGUCCGAUCAAAUUUUGUUUUGUACCAAACUAAAUCAUGAUUGAACUUAUGAGUUUCCUUUUCGCUGGCUUUCUUUUGUUAUUUCUUAUGUUUUCUCCGUAUCACUGGCGUCUUUACGAAGCAGCAUUUUCAUCCAAUGAAUUGCUUCUGCUAAGUAGUAAGACUCACGACAGCCUGUUAGCAAUGGGGAAGGUGGAUGAAGGAGUGUUGGGUAAACAGGAAACGUUUCUAAAAAUUAGCGUAGUAACAAGGAUAACAAAUCAAGUCAGUAUGCCAAGAACGAAGAGCACAUCAAUCGGAUUUAUAGAGCAGACACACGAGAGACAAGAAAAGCAUCCGAUUAUCGUAAAAUGUUGGUCUAAUGUUUAAGUAGCUAAUUGUAAGGAAAGCUAGACAACUAAACUUUUAUGGUAAAUAAUAAAACGAACCAC
This is a messenger RNA of Anopheles aquasalis, 2987 nucleotides long. Its product is annotated as SLIT and NTRK-like protein 4. Gene Ontology annotation, cellular component: membrane. The record is from RefSeq and is a predicted model, not a curated record. Gene Ontology annotation, molecular function: protein binding. NCBI's taxonomy places the organism in Eukaryota, Metazoa, Arthropoda, Insecta, Diptera, Culicidae.